This is a messenger RNA of Rhododendron vialii, 2218 nucleotides long. RefSeq lists its product as uncharacterized. The transcript is spliced from 14 exons. Gene Ontology annotation, biological process: biosynthetic process. Gene Ontology annotation, molecular function: ATP binding; UDP-N-acetylmuramate-L-alanine ligase activity. The coding region runs from base 51 to 1772 and encodes 573 amino acids. The record is from RefSeq and is a predicted model, not a curated record. Lineage: Eukaryota; Viridiplantae; Streptophyta; Magnoliopsida; Ericales; Ericaceae.
AACUCAGGUUUGUGGGUGUGGGUGUGAGGUUGUUCCCCGUUUGAGACACGAUGAUCAAUGGGCCCAAGCAAGUCCGUAAAAUGCCAUCGCCGGCGGCGGCAUCUCCGUCCACUUCGCUGCAUUUCCCGGCGACUUCUCGCCAAAAACCCAGCUUCAUAACCAAGCGCAUUCGGAUUCCUGCCCUAACUUCGAAAGAGCACGCCCGCAGAGUCUCGCUCUGUGCAACGCCUAUGGACAGACGAAGCCAAGCAAUUGUGGACUCGAGCAAUCGAGAAGACAAGUGUUGGGUUCAUUUUGUGGGCAUCGGAGGCUGCGGGUUGUCUGCUCUUGCCAUGCUCGCUCUCAAACAAGGGUACGAGGUGAGUGGUUCGGACAUUAUGUGGAGCAGCUUCAUGGAUGGAUUACACGAGGCCGGUGCAUGGUUAUAUGUAGGCCAUUCUGUAUCUAAUAUGCAAAAGCAUAAUGGGUUGAUCUUGCCAAAAGCCAUUGUUGUGUCAACUGCCAUUCCCCAAGAUAAUGUGGAGAUUUUGUAUGCCAAGUCUGUGGGAGUCCCUGUUUACAAGCGAGACUAUUGGUUGGCAAAGUUGACGGAGCAGUACAAUCUCAUUGCUAUUAGUGGAACUCACGGGAAGAGUACAACAGCGAGCAUGCUUGCAUAUGUAUUAAAGGCAAUGGGAGAUGAUAUUACUGCUGUGGUUGGGGCUCAUGUGCCUCAGUUUGCUGGAGGAAAUAUCAUUUGUGGGAGUGGUCGCAACUUUGUAUUGGAGGCUGAUGAAUAUGAUGGUUGCUUCCUGGAAUUGCUACCUUAUAUCGCGGUGGUAACAAAUGUAGAAUGGGAGCAUGUAGAUAUCUUUGAAAAUGAGGAGGCAGUUAUAUCUAUUUUCAAGAGGUUCCUGACGCAAAUAAGGGCUGGUGGACAUCUAGUUUUAUGUGGGGACAGUGUAGGAGCAUGUUCUCUGCUGGAUCACAACAAACGAAUUACUGGACCAGACAAUUCAAUCUGUGUGAAGUCGAGCUUGGAGCCAUGCAGUGAUAGGUACAGAGUAACAACUUAUGGAAUUUCGAGUAUUAAUGAGUGGCAUGCAUCAGCAUUACAUUCAAACUCGCAAGGUGGAAGUGAUUAUCAGCUGUGCCACUGGGGUUGUCCGGUGUCAGACAUCAGCCUGCAGAUGCCAGGGGUUCAUAAUGUCCUGAACUCGUUAGCGGUGGUUGCCACCGUGGCUACUCUAUUUAGAGACCAAAGGCCUAUUACUGAAUCAGUUGAUUUUGUGCGGUUACACUUGAGCAAUUUCAAAGGUGUAUCUAGACGUUUUGAAAUGAUUGGCAAAGUUCAUGGAUGCCAUAUUUUUGAUGACUAUGCUCACCAUCCAUCAGAAGUCCGUGCUGUUCUUCAAGCAGCACGGCAGGGGUUCCAAUAUAAGGAACUCGUGGUUGUAUUUCAGCCUCAUACCUACAGUCGUCUUGCAACACUACAGAAAGAGUUUGCCAAUGCAUUCAGCGACGCAGAUCUAGUAGUUGUAACAGAGAUUUAUGGUGCCAGAGAAACGAAUCGUUGGAAUAUUAGCGGAAGGGAUCUGGCCACUGCUAUAAUCAACCCUUCAUCUGAAUACAUCCCUUCUCUGGUGGAUGUGGUAGAGAAGUUGUCACUUUACAUAUCCAACGACCCCGAUCGUGAAACCCUCAUCUUAACACUUGGAGCAGGGGAUAUUACAACUGUGGGCCGUGAGUUGUUACAGAAGCUGCAACAAAGAUUACAGAAAUCAGACUCGUAGCAUGUUCCUCGGCUGCAGCUACUCAACUCAUGAGCACCGAACUGUUGAAAAUUUGGAAAAGGAGCAUCAAACCAGUAUUUCCAAGGUGCAGAUAUUGACAGGCAAUAUAAGUCAUUGCAGGGUCUUGCACUGGUUCUUGCAUUUUGGAGAUUCAGAUUAUACGGUGACUGUCAUCAAAAUGGUAGUGACAGCAACUGCAAGCGAAGUUACCUAUUCAUGUCUAAAGGUAAUGGGGGCAGCGCUCAUAUUUCGGCACAAUUAUAAAAGUUGAGGUCCACAGGUGAGAUGACCGAGCGGUGAGGUAAGCUUUUUCAACAGCAAUUUUUAAAUUUAUUUCUACUGAGAUUUCUAGAGAGAACAUUACUAGAACCGUUGAAAGAUAGUAUGUAACGCAGAAUACUGCCAUAGUUUUGAGUUCAAUUUACUCAAACAAAUCUGAUUUUCGA